This is a messenger RNA of Rhodamnia argentea, 3554 nucleotides long. RefSeq names its product disease resistance protein L6-like. The coding region runs from base 1 to 3483 and encodes 1160 amino acids. Gene Ontology annotation, biological process: defense response; signal transduction. Gene Ontology annotation, molecular function: ADP binding. The transcript is spliced from 6 exons. The record is from RefSeq and is a predicted model, not a curated record. Lineage: Eukaryota; Viridiplantae; Streptophyta; Magnoliopsida; Myrtales; Myrtaceae.
AUGACUAUUAAAUCUUGUAUUGGUUGGCCGUGUAAAGGGACAGGAUCUUAUAGGCAAAGGGAAAUUUUCCUGCGGUUUUUCUCAUGGUCAAUAGUUGCAAACCAAGGAGAACAGGUCGAAUCGCUUGUUGAAGAGGUUUGCCGUAAGCUUAAUACAAGACACAUCAUUGUGACUGAACAUUUGGUCGAAGAUAAUGCUCAAAUGGAAACCAUAAUGAAAUUGUUGGAUGUUGGGUCUGAUGGUGUACGUUUUGUUGGAAUCCACGGCAUGGGUGGUGUUGGAAAAACAACUCUUGCCAAAGUCAUGUUCAACAAACUAUCUUUUCACUUUGAAGGCUGUUGCUUCCUUGAAGAUGUUCGAGCAUCAUCGCAAUCUCAUGAUGGUAUUUUACAAUUACAGAAAAAGCUCUUAUCAGGUUUUGUCAAUUCAGGGAUUACUGAUCAAAUAAAAGAUGUUGGUGGUGGGAUCAUGAGGAUCAAAGGUGCUUUUAGUAAUAAAAAAGUACUCAUUGUACUUGAUGAUCUGGACAACAAAGAACAACUCCAAAAUCUGGCCGGAAAAUCUGAUUGGUUUUGUUCUCGUAGCGGAAUCAUUAUCACAACUAGAGAAGAAAGCAUCCUGAAGACUCAAGUAGACCAAUCCAAAGGAAUUUUAGCUCAUGAAGUUCAUCCAAUGAGAUUUGAUCUAGCAUUUCGUCUAUUUUGUAAGCAUGCAUUCAGAAGUGACUCAGUUAUAAGAGAUUAUGAGGAUUUUUCAAUAGGAAUUGUUCGUAAGGUGGGCAUGCUUCCUUUGGCCGUUGUGGUGAUAGGGUCCCAUCUUUUUGACUUGGGUCAUGAUUUGGAGCAUUCGGAUAAAAUAGAAGUAUGGGAGGAGACGGUGGAACAGUUAAAGGAAGGUCCUUUUGACGAAGUCCGAAAUACAUUAAAGAUAAGUUAUGAACGAUUAGGGAAUAAGGAAAAAGAAGUAUUUCUGGAUAUAGCAUGCUUUUUCACCAAUGACGACAUAACAUAUCCGGUCAUCAUGUGGAAAAAUUGUGGCUACUCUCCUUACACUGCAACGCGGGUUCUCUCUCACAAGUCCUUGAUAAAAAUUAGAGAUGGCACAAGGUUUUGGAUGCACGACCAAGUUCGAGACUUUGGAAGGUACAUUGUUCUUGAAGAAUAUCCUCGCAAGUUUUGUCGGGUGUGGAUUCGUGAGAAAGCCCUCAACCUACUGAAGAGAAAAGAGAGAAAUGAAAAUGUUGUGGCACUAAGCCUGAAUUUCGAUGGCUGUAGCUGCAACAUUGCAUCUGAAGAAUUAACUGCCGUACCAAAUCUAAGGUUUCUUCGAGUGAAAGGCAUCGAUUUUUUUGGCAACUUCGAGAAUCUUCUGUUGGAGCUGAGAUGGUUUUCUUGGGAAAUUACUCAUAAGGACUUUUAUGCAGAGAGUUUUCAUUUUGCUAAUUUGGUUGUGCUAGACCUUUCAAGGAGCAAUAUUGAAGAUGACUGGGGUGGGUGGAGUCAAAUCCAGAUGACAAAAAAAUUAAAAGUUCUAGAUUUAACGGAUUGCACAAAGUUGACAAGAACACCUGAUUUCUCUAAUUUCACGUCUUUGGAGACGUUAGUACUUGCUCGAUGUUCCAACUUGAUCACAAUUCACCCCUCCAUUUCUAAGCUUCAAGUCUUAGAGACUUUGAAUGUGAAAGGGUGUAGUCGUCUUAGGGAGUUGCCGGAAGAAGUCGGUUUUCUACAAUCUUUGAAGCAGAUCAUCAUGCCCGAAAAUUUUCAACCCUUGAAGUUUCCAGAGAGAUUUGGCAAUUUGACAUCUUUGGUGAGUUUUAAAUUAAACUACCACCCUAAUAUCCGCCAACUCCCAAACUCCAUUGGAGGGGCGGCGAAUCUCACGCGCUUAACUUUACGUGGGUGCGUGGGGAUAAAGGAACUUCCAAGCUCAAUUGGAGAGUUAAAAAUGUUGAUAGAGUUGGAGGUAACAUCGUCAGGUGUAGUUGAACUACCUGAUUCUAUCGGAAAUUUGAAGAAACUAAGGGUGUUGAGUUUAUGUAGAACAAAGAUAAAGGAGAUUCCUCAUACUAUUGGAGGACUGGAGAUGCUUGAAGGUUUAUAUGCCAACAGGUCCUGGGAUCCGACGGAUAAAAAUUUGGAGGAAAUUGGGAAGCUACUCCAUUUGAAGACCUUGAACUUAGCAUUUACUAGUGUUUCUCGAUUGCCUCCAGAGAUAAGUCGUCUUCGUUUGCAAAAACUUGAAGUGGGUUCGAUUGAGCUUCAACAAGUGCCAGCUCUUCCAUCAAGUUUGAAAUACCUUGCAGUUCAAGCUAUGGACUUCUCUCUUGUCCCCGACCCCUCAAGCAUCACCGAUUUAGAACAUCUAGAUUUGCAUAGAUUCAGCAAUUUGAGAAGUAGAUAUCACUCUACUAGGCAGGACUAUGACUCAAAACUUCAAGCAGCUAUGAUGAGGGAGCAACCCUCCUAUCAGCUUCCACCUCAUUUGUUGGUCUUGAAACUCAAAAGUAUUAAUCCACUGCCACAUUUUUCCAACUUGUUAAAGUUGACAGUUUUGCAUGUGAUUGAAUGUACAAUAGCGCACAUACCCAUCACUCCAGGUCUAACACAUUUGAGGGAAUUGAACAUAACAAGAUGUGAAUUCCUUGAGGAAAUACCUGGUUUGUCACUCCCGAGGAGACUGGAGCGCUUGGAAUUGGAGGGCUUGAAUAGGCUAGUUCAGAUUCAAGGUUUGUCGGAACUAGAAUCUUUGCAGCACCUCCAUCUUUCUGGUUGUGAUUCACUAGGAAAGUUACCCAACUUAUCCAAGUUGGGUAAACUGCAACAUCUAGAGCUAGAAGCUUGUCCAAAUUUAAGAGCCAUUGAGGGCAUUGAGGGCUUAGAAAGCUGGGUGUGGGAUAGCGUUGGUCACACUAUCCAGGAAAGAUUGUUGGACAUCUCAAGAACGACAUGGCUUUCCCACAAAUUACCUAUGUACGAUAUGUUCCUGAGUUUUAAGGGACCAGACAGUCAUUAUGGCGUUGUCAGUUAUCUUCAUGCUCGGAUGUUGCGUAAUGGAAUUUCUGUUUAUAGCAAUAACGAUGACAUGAGGGCCAACGAAGGGAUUGGGGAAAAUGCACUCGCUAACUCCAAUAUCUACAUACCCGUAUUCUCUAGAAGCUACGCUUCCAGUGAUUGGUGUCUCCGCGAACUUGCCCACAUGGCGAAAUACACAUCAGAAUCAAAGGGAGCAAGAAGAAUCCUCCCCAUUUUCAACAAUGUGGAGAUUGAUGAUGUUAGGCUCGAAACUGAUUUAUACAAAAGCGACCUAGACAAGCACCGGACGAACUUCGACCACGACGAAGUGAAGUCAUGGGAACAGGCCCUAAUUGAGGUCGCAGCAAUGAGGGGUUUCGUCUUAAAAAUUAACAGCUACGAAGAAGUACUUGAAUUGGUUCUUGCAGAGGUUUCUAGAGCAAGGAAAUUGUUGGAUGGUGACUCCUGAAGCCUUCUUUUGGACGGUUGUCAAAGAAAAGAAAUAUUGCUAGUUUUCAAUCUUGAAGAACUUUUCGGUUC